Gregarina niphandrodes is the source of this 372-nucleotide messenger RNA. RefSeq lists its product as hypothetical. Bases 1 to 372 code for a protein of 123 amino acids. NCBI's taxonomy places the organism in Eukaryota, Apicomplexa, Conoidasida, Eugregarinorida, Gregarinidae. The record is from RefSeq and is a predicted model, not a curated record. The transcript is spliced from 2 exons.
AUGGACAAACUUGAUCUAGGGAAUCGUAUGGCGCUGCUUGAGGAGCGGCUUUGGGGCUUGAGUGAGUCCGGGAACCCACCAGAAGAAAUCGUCAGGGGAUGGAUGACGCCGCAACAAGUCACGCCUACGCCACAUAAUGAACUAGCGACCCUAGAAAAAGUGUACAAUGAGUUGAAGAUGAAGAAGGCCCAGGUUGACGCCGAGUACGAACGAGCUGUGGCCGCCCACAGGGAGCAAGUGAAGCAGUUGAAUCUGUUUCUAGGCCCGCAACCCUCUAAGAAAGUAGCGGAGCUGAAGUUGGGGGGACUGGAGGUGCUCCGAAUUGAGUCGGACGUCCCCCCUGACGUAGCAGCCUCUUUGGUUUUCCGUUAG